Messenger RNA from Klebsormidium nitens, 2376 nucleotides. The record is from the annotation of a GenBank genome assembly. NCBI's taxonomy places the organism in Eukaryota, Viridiplantae, Streptophyta, Klebsormidiophyceae, Klebsormidiales, Klebsormidiaceae.
CAGGGCCACUGCGUAAACAUUUCGCAUUCCUUGAAUCCUUGUCCAAUGUCCUCCCUGCAUGGGCUGAACGGUAGCUGCUACAGUAGCCUUGCAAUGCCAUACCUUAUCGCACAUUGCAUGCAGGGCGGCUACCUAUAUUGAGAUAAUAGGUAGAAGGAGCUGGUAAGUCUAUUGAAGAUUGAACGCCGGUGGUUGGUGCAGAAGCGAAGGGCUGGCCAAAGAAAGCUAGAGGAAAGGAAGGGCUGGCUUAGAAAAGCUAAAGCAAAGACAUUGCCGGCAGCUGCCUUGCAUCAGGACGAUGUUUUCUGCUGGCGGGGGCGGGUGUGAGGAAGCAUAUGGCUUCCUCCCGUGUUCAAACAGCCUUGCAGGCAGCGUCUCGCUAAUUGUAGCUUAUGGUUACAUCCUCCUCCAGGGGGCCAAUCUGAUCUCAGAUGGGAGCGAGCUGCUGCUUGAGGUUCUGAACCCUGGCCUCAUCGGAGGUCUCCUGCUGCCAAUCCUGGGAGCUCUGCCAGACUGUGCUAUCAUUCUGAUGUCUGGCAUCGGGGGCACCGUAGAGGAGGCCCAGGAACAAGUUGCUGUGGGGGUGGGGACACUCGCAGGAUCCACCAUCAUGCUGUGCACGAUCGCCUGGGGGGGUUCACUCAUAGCAGGGCGUUGUGACAUCGGCGAGAACGGGCUCGCUAUUAACAGGAAGCUCACUAAGGGUUGGAGCCUGACGGAGACUGGGGUGUCAACGGACGUCGAGACUCCCCGGAACGCCAUCAUAAUGCUGGGAACCGUCUUCCUGUACCUAGUUGUGCAAGUCCCCGCCGUAUUCGGCCACAACCGCGAUCCGAUCGUUGAUCUGGUUGGCCUCGUCCUCGCAACGCUCACCCUCGCGGCGUACUGCGUCUACCAGGUCCUGGUUCCUGAGCUCCAGAAGCGGCGCAUCCGUUUCGCGCGCCAGAACUUCCUGCGCCGGUAUGCCGUGGGUCACGUCCACAAGCUAGCAGGUAGCACCGGCAAGGACUUGUACGACGCAAAUGGCAACAUCAAUCCUCUUGUGCUCAAGGAUAUUUUCCGUAUCAUCGACAGAAAUGGGGACGGGGAGAUCGACGCUGAUGAGAUCAAGGCCAUGGUCACCGGAAUGUCGCUGUCCGCCAAGAACUACCAGGUCGAGGAAAGUGACGUGGACUACUGGAUGAACCAGUUCGACGAGGACAAGGGCGGCAGCAUUGGCGAGGAAGAGUUCGUCAAGGGCAUGUCCCGCUGGGCCAGCGCCGUGACGCCCAACCGCACCACCAGCCAGGCGGACCUCGACCUGGAGCAGGCGCUCCUGCCCAACGGCGCCGGGGCGGAUGACGACGACGAUGACGACAGCGACGAGCAGAAGGAGCCGCCCAGCAAGCAGGCCAUUGCGCUGAAAGCCACGAUGCUGCUCGUGCUUGGGACGGCGCUCAUUGGAGUCUUCUCCGACCCCCUGGUCGACUCGAUCACCAUCUUCUCCCGCGAGUCCUCCAUCCCGCCGUUCUUCGUCUCGUUCGUCGUGACCCCCUUCGCAUCCAACGCAAGCGAGCUGGUGUCGUCCCUCCUCAUCGCCUCUAAGAAGCAGUCCAAGAAGAUCUCCCUCACCUUUGCGCAGGUGUACGGAGCGGUGACCAUGAACAACUCCCUGGCGCUCGGCGUCUUCUUGGCGCUGGUCUUCUUCCGGGGCCUCAUGUGGGACUUCUCGUCCGAGGUGACCGUCAUCAUGGUGACUGUGCUCAGCCUCGGCAUCAUGGGCUCUCAGGCACGUACGCUCAAGCUGUGGCACGCUUUCGUCAUGUUGGCCUUCUAUCCUCUGUCGAUUGGGCUCGUGGCUUUCCUAGAUUACGGCCUGGGUUGGCACUAGGGCUGCUAAAUCAAGUAACGCAUUCACCUUUUUGGAGCGUCGUUUACAUUGUUGUUGCGUUUGAGAUGGAUUGCGCACGGGGUUGCCAAGUGCAUAUGCGGCAGUGUCGGCACAUUGUGCUGGUAAUGUUGACGAGCUUUUGUCCAAAGCUCAAAAAAACACCAAAAAGGUUCCCAGGCAGAAGCUCGAUAAAGGUGUGUAUUUAGUCUGGUUAAAUGUUCCUGAAAGUUUUUCAAUAAAGUGUCGGUAGGGGCAAUGGACCAUCUCAUGUGGGAGUUAGUAGAAGAAACUUUUUGCGACGCCCCACGUUAAGUGAGCUGUUAGGCUAAACCAAUCCUUUGAAAGGAUGGGAGUUGCGUUAUGAACCACCUUACUUCAGCAGAUGACCAUUUGCAAGCUUGAUAAUCAGCUUGCAAGUUUUCAGAGUUGACCAUCGGUAGGUCGGAACGGCCUACUUCCUCUAAAAGAACAAUUUAUUAUUUAUUUCGGCAAGUUAUUUUCACCAA